AAAAUGGGUGUGGGAAGUGUUCGUCUGUUUUCUAUGCCUUCCAACUUCAUCCGUGUUGUUGAAUUGGUGUUGUCCCUGGUGGCAUUUGGCUUGGUACUUGACUGGAAUUGUGGAGGGGUCACCUACAGUGACUUAAGCCAGGGAGAUGUCAACAUCAUUAACAAUCUCAACUUCUUCAUCGCCAUAUCCAUUAUCAGCUUCCUUGUUGCCCUUGUAAUAUGCCUCAUCACUGUUCUUGAGCUUAAAAACUUUACCUCCUUACUGGAUGUUAUUUUAAGUGGAACAUUCGCCUUAUUCUGGCUGAUAGCAUCACUGGUGAUGUAUGCUGGUCUCACCUCAAUCGCUUACUCGCAAUCCAUUAAGGAAGCUAACAUCUCAUUUACAAGUCUGGAGGCGGCCAUUGGUAUAGGCUUUUUCAACAGUAUAUAUUUUGGAGGCAGCACAUGGUUUGCCAUCUCAGCACAUCGUGAGUCGGAUGAGUCGUCGUUUGGUCCAGCACGGCUUUCAGCUGACCUCCCUAGUGAUAUCCUCGCAGACAACGAACAGAGACACAAGAUAUUUAGCCCGGAUGCCACAACAUUCUAAGAUUGCGCUGCUUCCAACAGUCAUGUCACAGGAGUGUGAGCCUUGCUUAACUUGCCGGCAUUAUUGCCAUUGCUCAGUUUAACUGUUUUAUAAAUCAUAGUUUUGAUUGGUUAUGGGAGUUUCUGGUCCUCUGACAAUUGUUCUCGU
Messenger RNA from Liolophura sinensis, 732 nucleotides. RefSeq lists its product as uncharacterized. The transcript is spliced from 5 exons. The record is from RefSeq and is a predicted model, not a curated record. Bases 4 to 585 code for a protein of 193 amino acids. NCBI's taxonomy places the organism in Eukaryota, Metazoa, Mollusca, Polyplacophora, Chitonida, Chitonidae. Gene Ontology annotation, cellular component: membrane.